AUGAGGUCUUACAUGAGGAACGGGUUGAGAAUCGGGUUUGCAAAAGAGGCCUCCACAGACCGCAUUGAAGCAAUUUCUCUGGAAAUAGCUAAGAAGCUUGAGUUACUAUCAAAUAUCUGUGACAACAAAAGUAUAUCUGAGUUUCCCGUUGGCCUAAUCAAGGAGGUGGUUGGCCUGUGCAACGACCUGAGGGAUCUCACUCCUCACUACGACAUGCCUGCCGAGUAUGUCAACUACGUGGGAGAGAACGGAGAUGUUCUAGGAUAUUUCGAAAGAUCCGAGGACAGUGUCAAAGGCGAGGAGACCCGGAUUAUCAACAAGAGAAAGACAUUUGAUGCCUUUAGAAGCAUGGUGGAGAAGAUGGAGGAGAUAUAG
This is a messenger RNA of Encephalitozoon hellem ATCC 50504, 375 nucleotides long. RefSeq lists its product as uncharacterized. The record is from RefSeq and is a predicted model, not a curated record. The transcript has a single exon. NCBI's taxonomy places the organism in Eukaryota, Fungi, Microsporidia, Unikaryonidae. The coding region runs from base 1 to 375 and encodes 124 amino acids.